Molecule: messenger RNA, 2413 nt
Organism: Paramacrobiotus metropolitanus
Lineage: Eukaryota; Metazoa; Tardigrada; Eutardigrada; Parachela; Macrobiotidae
Product: signal peptide peptidase-like 3
Exons: 9
Coding region: 733-1911 (392 amino acids)
Biological process (GO): membrane protein proteolysis
Cellular component (GO): Golgi-associated vesicle membrane; lumenal side of endoplasmic reticulum membrane; cytoplasmic side of endoplasmic reticulum membrane
Molecular function (GO): aspartic endopeptidase activity, intramembrane cleaving
Source: RefSeq, a predicted model, not a curated record
CACAUGUAUAGGCGAGAGCGAUCAAGGCAAGUAACAACAACAUUCCGUUUUUAUACCAAGUCCACUUUCACUUGCUGCUUGAGUAAGUUUUAUUUUUGCGCUGCAUUUGGGAAAUCCUGUCUCCAUCUGACAAUUCAUUUUACAAGGGAACAGCAACUGGUUUUAGGAGAUUUAUUCAGUGCUCCUCAGAUAAAUGGAGACGAGGAUUUGCAGCCUAUUAAAUGCUAGACCGAUAAUAACUUUACGUUGAUUUAUUUGGACAUGCUCGCAUCGUGCUCACAUCUGACGGUGGAGUGUGCGGUAGCUGCACAUAUGACGGUCUGUGUGUUGGGGACACUAAAUGUAAUUCGUCCUUGAGUUCAAAAACGGGAAACAGCAGCGUGUGAUCCUGCUACUUCAUACGCGAGAAAUGAUCGAUCGAUCCGGCGACAUUCAUCCGGGUGCACAUUAGGAGGCUAUGGGCCACUGCUUGAUUAUUGUGCAGAACUGGAUCUUUCUGGCAUACGCAUCUCGCGCCCAGUUGCACAGGAGCAGCAGCUGCACCAGCCUCACUACAACGGAUCUGCUGAUCCGUGAGGAACCCCGAACACAGGAGUGCAUGCGUUGCUGUGUCCGGGCUCGAUGAAUUAUUCUUGCCCAUGGCACAAAGGAUUGUGAUAAUUUGUUGUGGAAUCUGAAGAGUGAUAAUCAAUUGUGCGGGGGGCUGCGCGUGCUGCCAGGACUGCUUCGGAAAUGGGUUCGGAUUUUGAUUGGGCGUACACUCUCAUGGACUCAUCUCGCGUGUCCACUUUCCUUAUCUCAAUAUUGCUAAUUGUCUACGGCAGUUUCCGGUCGUUAAAUAUGGAACAACAAUCGGCCUCGAACGCAGAAAAAGAAGCAAAGCAGGAUAAGAAAGGUCUAAAGGCGGCCGAUGCUUCUUCGCAAGGUUCCUCACACACGGACGUGGAUGCCUUCCAAGCUAUGUGUCUUCCGGUUGGAGCCAGCGUCUCGCUGCUGGUGAUGUUUUUCUUUUUUGACUCGAUGCAAACAAUAUUUGCCGCCUGUACAGCCAUUAUUGCUUCCAUUGCCCUAGCCUUUCUCCUCUUGCCCAUGUGCCAGUAUUUCAUGCGACCUUGUGCCACCACCCACACUUCAUACUCUAUUUGGCCUCUUUGUGGUCGGUUUUCCGCCCCGGAACUGGUAUCUUUUGGACUGUCCGUACCGAUUGUGUUCAUCUGGACCCUGACGGGGCACUGGCUACUAAUGGAUGCUCUGGGAAUGGGUUUGUGCGUGGCGUUUAUUGCUCUAGUCCGUCUUCCCAGUUUGAAGGUUUCGACGCUCUUGUUGACGGGGUUGUUGUUAUACGACGUGUUCUGGGUGUUUUUCUCAUCCUACAUUUUUAACUCCAAUGUCAUGGUGCGUGUGGCUACUCGUACCGCCGAUAAUCCUAUGCGAGCCCUGGCGCGUCGUCUGAACGUGGACUCUAACAUCAUUAACGAGGCGCCCAAACUGAGCCUUCCUGGAAAACUGGUUUUUCCCAGUAUUAAAACGUCGGGUCAGUAUUCUAUGCUGGGACUGGGCGACAUUGUCAUGCCUGGAUUGCUGCUGUGUUUCGUCCUCCGUUUUGAUGCGCAUAAGAAACAGCAACUGCGUAACGAAGUGGGUCUUCCCGGUCCGGUCAGCUCAUUGGAGAGGGUGCGCUACUUUCACUGCGCACUCAUCGGAUACUUUCUCGGUUUACUGACGGCCACCGUCUCAUCGGAACUGUUUAAAGCAGCCCAGCCGGCAUUGCUGUAUUUGGUGCCCUUUACAUUGCUGCCCCUGCUCUUGAUGGCCUACUUGAAGGGCGAUCUGCGUCGGAUGUGGAACGGGUUUGAUCUGCUCAAUUCCACGGGUAACGGGCCGCAUCCUGGCAAACACAUUGAGGUGUAAGGAUCAGCGCGGAUUGGGGCCGGCUUGUCUAGCUUGUCGUGUGCGGUUCAAAUGCCAAAUGAUCUCUGUUUCACUUUCACCGGUCAGUUGCGGACGAGUGGCACGAAUUGGCUGGUUCUCUCUUGUUUGGGUUGGGUCAUUGGGAGCCGGGAGGUUACACUGUGCGUUGUCUUCAAAGAAAGCACUGUUAAGCUGAAAUAUCAGAAAAUUUUCAACGGGAUUUUAUUCGUUUUGGAUGAUAACAUGUGUUGCACGUAUUGUAAUAUAUAUUGUGGCUGUUUUUAUGUUAAUUUUUAAUUUCAUCGAUCUACGUAGGCGCUGCUUAUCGGUUACUGUAAAAUGUAAACGUAUUGGCACCCUUAUGCCGAUAUGGACUAUGGAGUCGGUUUCCGAUGGAUGUUUACUAGUAUAAGGAUUUCGACAGUUUUGUAAACUGGCUUUGCUGAUGAUGAUUUGUCAGCAGGCUUGACAAUGUGAUAUGGAUUAACGAACAAAAAAGCAA